Molecule: messenger RNA, 960 nt
Organism: Apiotrichum porosum
Lineage: Eukaryota; Fungi; Basidiomycota; Tremellomycetes; Trichosporonales; Trichosporonaceae
Exons: 6
Coding region: 1-960 (319 amino acids)
Biological process (GO): succinate transport; transmembrane transport; fumarate transport
Source: RefSeq, a predicted model, not a curated record
AUGUCCGGAUCUGGCCAGAAGCAAAAGGUGCCUCUUAGCACCCACCUGAUCGCAGGUGGUACUGCCGGUCUCGCCGAGGCCCUCUGUUGCCACCCCCUUGACACCAUCAAGGUCCGCAUGCAGCUCUCGAGGUCGAACAGGAAGGGCAUGAAGCCCCUUGGUUUCUUCGCUACCGGCAAGCAGAUUGUCGCUCGCGAGACCUUCCUCGGCCUGUACAAGGGUCUCGGUGCCGUGGCUACCGGUAUCGUGCCCAAGAUGGCCAUCCGUUUUGCCUCAUUUGAGACCUACAAGUCGUGGCUCGCCGACAAGGACGGAAAGCUCUCGCCCGGAAACAUCUUCCUUGCUGGUCUUGGUGCCGGUGCCACUGAGGCCGUCGCUGUUGUGAACCCCAUGGAGGUUGUCAAGAUCCGUCUGCAAGCCCAGCAGCACUCGCUCGCCGACCCCGACGCCGUCCCCCGUUACCGCAACGCCGCCCACGCUCUCUACACCAUCGUCCGCGAGGAGGGUUUCUCGACCCUUUACCGUGGUGUCGCUCUUACCGCUCUCCGUCAGGCUACCAACCAGGGUGUCAACUUUACCGCCUACCAGUACUUUAAGAAGUGGGCCACCGAGUUCCAGCCCCAGUACGCCGACUCUGGUCUUCCUUCGUACCAGACCAUGGUCCUCGGUCUCGUCUCGGGUGCCAUGGGUCCCUUCUCGAACGCCCCCAUCGACACCAUCAAGACCCGUAUCCAGAAGGCCACCAAGGUUCCCGGCGAGACUGCUCUGUCGCGCUUCACCAAGGUCGCCGGCGACAUGUUUAAGAACGAGGGUGUCUCGGCCUUCUACAAGGGUAUCACGCCCCGUGUCCUCCGUGUCGCCCCCGGCCAGGCCAUCGUCUUCGCCGUGUACGAGCGCGUCAAGGGCUGGAUCGACGCCGCCAAGGCUGCUCCCCUCGAGAAGGACGACUACGAGGCUUAA